Molecule: messenger RNA, 1066 nt
Organism: Phoenix dactylifera (date palm)
Lineage: Eukaryota; Viridiplantae; Streptophyta; Magnoliopsida; Arecales; Arecaceae
Product: putative ABC1 protein At2g40090
Biological process (GO): lipid homeostasis; mitochondrion organization
Cellular component (GO): mitochondrial inner membrane
Source: RefSeq, a predicted model, not a curated record
UGGGGCGAAGCUCGCUGCUCUCACCCUUCUUGGCGGAGCGGGGGCCGCAGCCAUCGCUACCUCUGACGAUCCCUCAAGCACUUUCAAGAUUUGCACUAUCGUUCCCCUUCACCUCAAAAGGAAAGGAACGGAAGGCCUUGGCCUAUACCCAUCCCUUUUUUUUCCUCGUCUCCUCGCUCGCCGGAGCUGCGAUCCCACGACGGGUGUGCCAUAUAAGGGCUAUUAUGUGGCAUGCUGGGGCGAAGCUGGCUGCCCUCACGCUUCUUGGCGGAGCAGGGGCCGCAGCCAUCGCUACCUCCGACGAUCCCUCAAGCAAUUUCAAGAUUGGCACUAUGGUUUCCCUUCGCCUCAUCCGCGACUCCAUCACCGCUGCUACCAUGGCCUUCGGAAUAUGUAGUUCCUCAAGAAUAUGUACAGUUUCCUCUUGUGAUCAAGUGCGAAGUGUAUUUGUGAAAGAGCUUGGGGAGCCACCAGAGAAAAAUUUGAUCCAAUUCCACUGGCAAGUGCUUCUCUUGCACAAGUUCAUUGCUGCUAAAACUCAUCAUGGCGAAAAGGUUGCCAUAAAGGUUGUCUUCUGAGCUAUGCAAGGGCUUAAUUAUGUUAAUGUCCGGGUUCAACAUACUCACUUGACGGAUACUGGCACCAUAGAUAUUGCUACUGUGGGUUUGGUAGCAAAUUUCUUGCACUGGUUCUUUCCUGCUUUUAAUUAUAGGUACUGCUUCAAAUGGUUAUUAUUGGUCCUUGUUCCAUUUCAGAAAUUAAAAGUUUCACUUGGAAUUUGACAUAUUUUCUAUAUUCUUACACAUCCAUGUUUGCUAUUCAUAUGCCUACUUAAAACUGGUUACUAGUACAUUUUUGGAUCAACAAGCAUGCCAUCUGAAUUUUGAAUGGUUCAUAUUCACUAGAUUCGUUGUGGGCUUGAUUGAAACUUUUAAAAAUACUUUAAAUGUUAUGCAUGCUAGUUGAUACAAAAUUGGCCAUGCUCCAUAGAUGCAACAUGUAGUUUUUCAAGGCAUCAGUCACUAAAAAAAUGCAGUAAGAUCAUGCUUCUUUUGUAGACAGAUCA